UUUAACAAUCUACCAGCUCAGCAUUGCAAAGAGAAAGCGGGGGCGGGGGGAGAUAUCGGACGUCGCUGUUUAUUUUAAUUACUGCAAUGUGAAGAUAAAAUACAAAAACUUCUAGACAUAUUACACGUUUACAGAGAAACAUGCUGAAUGUGCAGUAGUGUGAGUGUGGGCUCUUCCGAGCAGCAGGAAGACGGGCGCGAUACAACCAGGAAGUGUCAGUGUUGUUCGUACUGAUGCCUCUUAUCAAACUACCGGACGUCACAUUAAGAAAAGCUACAACAUUCUUAGCCCUCUCGGUCGUCAUCGUCGCAGUUGUUCUCAAGGGUUUCGAUGACCCUGAGCCAGCUCACCUCGCCAGAAUGACUUCAGAUAUGAAAACUCUGGAGGAAAAUUUCAGGCAGCAAAAUAAGAGCUGUUUCAUACUUGGGGCAUCUGGGGAGACUGGGAAGGUGUUGCUUCAAGAGUUACUACAGUGCAACAUCUUCUCCAAGAUCACCCUCAUCGGGAGAAGGCAGCUCAACUUUGAGGGCAAAGUGUUCGAAAACCUGGUUCAAGAGGUGGUGGACUUUGAAAAACUUGAGGAUUAUGCUGCUGCCUUCCAGGGCCAUGACGUUGGCUACUGCUGCCUGGGAACAACCAGGGCAAAAGCAGGGGCUCAAGGAUUCAUCCGAGUUGAUCAUGACUAUGUAUUAAAAUCUGCUGAGCUCGCCAAAGCUGGAGGCUGCAAACAAUUCCACCUGGAGUCAUCAAGAGGAGCUGAUAAAAGCAGCAACUUCCUCUACCUCAAAGUGAAGGGACAAGUGGAAGCAGAUAUACAAGCGUUGGAUUUUGACAGAUAUGCCGUUUACAGACCUGGGGUUUUGCUGGUAGACAGACAGCAGAGUCGUCCUGGCGAGUGGCUGGCCAGGCAGUUCUUCACUGCAGUCUCUGCUGUUUGCUCCACAUCCAUGUCCAUCCCCAUCCAAACAGUGGCGAAGGCUAUGGUGUCAAACACUGUGCUUCAGCCUGAACAAAAGGUUGAGAUCCUGGAGAACAAAGCCAUCAACACUCUGGGGAAAAGUGACAAGAAGUAACUCUCGGGUCUAUGGAGUUGGUAGCAGGCAAUUUACAGCUCAGGUUCAUUGCAUCAUGUCAAGGAUUGUAAUUCAUUCGUUCCAUUUUCCGUACCGCUUCUCCUCACUAGGGUCGUGCACAUGCUUUAUUGAUCUCUGACUUCUGCAGAGGAAAAUUUUUAUAUCUUCUGCUGCAAAAUGUUAAGUACAGGGAUUUUAACACAGAUAAUUCACAUUUAUAAUAUUGUGAGAACCACUGCCUUAAAUGUUGCUUACUCAUUUGCAUGCGUUGAAUGUUUAUGAUGGUGUUGGUUUAAAUAUAAUUUACUUCAGUCAAUGGUGGCUUGGUAUAUUGAGAUAACGGCAAAUAACAUUUUAAAAUGUUUAGAUCUCAUUGUAUUGUAAUCACUUUAAAUCAAUUUGGCAAUAAAUGCGACUUGCCUUGUUGGAGAGCAUGAACUAAUUUUUUCGUUAGUUUCUUGUGUAGUAGCGCCCCCUUGUGAACAAAUGGUUUUCCGCAACUGUGUUUUGAAAAUCUAAUAUUUUUCCCCCACCACAUGAUGGAAAGUCAUAGGUAAAUAAAAAAUGGCUCCUAUAUUUAUUAUAAUUGAUAAAUGGUUCAUACAUGGAGGACAUGCAUUCAACAUGGAACUUUCUUUUUUUACUUCGAAAUAUAAUGAAAUGUUAUAUUUACCUCUCCACGAAUGAGGGAAAAAACCUGAUGAGCUCAUAUUCCAUGUACUUUGACAGCUGGUAAAAGCUAAAAUAUAUAUUUUUCAAUUGUCAUUGUUUAGGUCAAAGCAAAAUUAAAACAAUUUGUAGAGUUUA
Molecule: messenger RNA, 1880 nt
Organism: Phyllopteryx taeniolatus (common seadragon)
Lineage: Eukaryota; Metazoa; Chordata; Actinopteri; Syngnathiformes; Syngnathidae
Gene: htatip2
Product: HIV-1 Tat interactive protein 2
Exons: 7
Coding region: 234-1073 (279 amino acids)
Biological process (GO): import into nucleus
Cellular component (GO): cytoplasm
Source: RefSeq, a predicted model, not a curated record